This is a messenger RNA of Histoplasma mississippiense, 840 nucleotides long. RefSeq lists its product as hypothetical. Gene Ontology annotation, biological process: retrograde transport, endosome to Golgi; phospholipid translocation. The coding region runs from base 1 to 840 and encodes 279 amino acids. The record is from RefSeq and is a predicted model, not a curated record. The transcript is spliced from 4 exons. Lineage: Eukaryota; Fungi; Ascomycota; Eurotiomycetes; Onygenales; Ajellomycetaceae. Gene Ontology annotation, cellular component: endosome; trans-Golgi network.
AUGACAAUGUGGCUCACAUCGCUCAUUCUCAACUAUGGGGCACCAGUGUUCCUCGUACUCUCACCCUUAACGUCAUAUUCAGAUCAAAUAUACAGCAUACAUAAGACGAAAAGCUCUGCUGGAUUUUCGCUGGAUAUCCCCCUGAUAAUGCUCGUAGCCUCGAUUUUAAAGGUGUUCUAUUGGUUUGGCGCCCGCUACUCGAAUGCGUUACUCUUCCAAGCAAUCAUCAUGAUUGGCGUACAGCUGGUUUUGUUAAAAGUGGCCUUAGAUAAUCGAGCAUCAGCCGGAAUAAGAGACGGGAUUGAACAUGCGCCAUUCAGCGGCCAAAAAGCAGGAGUCAUUGGCAUGAACUUGUCGAGACCGUAUAACUUCUGGCAGUGGCGAGCCAACCGACCAUACUGGACAUUUCUCUCCUACUUCGUCGUGUCUUUAUUGGUCAUCCAUGUCGUUUUCCAGCCCAUCUCGCGCUCGGAGCACUAUGUUGCGCUCUUGGGCUUUGCCGGCCUCGGUGUUGAAGCUUUCCUUCCCGUACCACAGAUAAUAUCCAACCAGCGCGCACAAUCUUGCAAGGGUUUCCGGCUGUCUGUGCUCGGGUCAUGGAUUCUCGGAGACGCGAUGAAGAUGGGAUAUUUUUUCUUCACCGGCGAUUCCGUUCCAUGGGCUUUCAAGCUCUGUGGGAUUUUGCAAUGUUGCUGUGACUGCUAUCUUGGAGUGCAAUAUUGGAUGUUUGGGCAUGGUGUUCCGGUGAAACACGAUGUGGAGAGGGUUGCCUCCGCGAACGGUUUUGAACAUGGAAAUGAUAGGUGGGAUAUGAAAGCUACGGAUGUACGAUUAUCAUAA